This is a messenger RNA of Pimephales promelas (fathead minnow), 1267 nucleotides long. It is a transcript of the gene sell, whose product is annotated as selectin L. Gene Ontology annotation, molecular function: calcium ion binding. NCBI's taxonomy places the organism in Eukaryota, Metazoa, Chordata, Actinopteri, Cypriniformes, Leuciscidae. The record is from RefSeq and is a predicted model, not a curated record.
UAAAAAAUGACCAGUCGUUUCUGGAAAGUGCCAUUCUUUUAUUCUCAUGUUACAUAAUGUUUAUUCUCUCAAAUCUGAGAAGAAAACAUCCUGCAAUUUAAUGCGAACGACUGAUAUAUAUGGUGGGAAACCCACUUUGCUUACAGAGCAAAAGAGACUUUGUGUGAGAACAUUCCUCCAACGACAAGUGGUUCAGUUGAAAGGAGUCUAAUGAAGACCACGACUGGAUGUUUUGGGAAGCUAAGAGCUAUGUCUGUGCACAUAGGAGUUUUCUGGCUGAUACUGGUCAGUGUUGAAGGAUGGACGUAUCACGUAUAUAACACGUCAAUGAGCUGGACUGCGUCACGGGAGUUGUGUCGAACAAAUUACACUGACAUUGUAGUGAUUGAUAAUGAAAAUGUAACACAUUUUCUUCAAGAAUUUGUGGAAGGUAGAAACUCAAGUCCUUACUACUGGAUUGGACUCAAAAAGAUCAAUGGCAAUUGGAUGUGGGUUGCCAAUGGACAGAUCAUGAACUAUCAAAACUGGGCAGGCAAUGAGCCCAACAAUGCUUUGUCUUCUGAAAACUGUGUGGAAAUGUACAGCAGCAAAGGCAACAAUGGCAAGUGGAACGAUGACGACUGCGAGGGAAACAAGUAUCCUGUGUGUCACAAAGCACAAUGUCAAAACACUUCAUGCAGUAAUAAAGGGAUCUGCAAAGAACAAGUCAAUAACUUCACCUGUGUAUGUAAGCCAGGUUUCUCUGGGCCACGGUGUGAAACAGUGGAGUGUUUUCCCCUUCUUUUGUUUGGUGGUGGAAUGAUGAACUGCACUGAAGGACAUGACAGCUUCAGAUCUGCCUGCAGAGUACAAUGUCCACCUGGACGUUUGCUUCUGGGCUUUACUGAGUUCACCUGCAGAGCUGAUGGCAUGUGGGAGUCUUCCUUUCCAUUGAUGUGUGCAAGUCUUGUCCAUUUUCAAAUCGCUCUUUUGGCAUCUGUUGUCAUCUCAGUGUUUUGUUGCUGUUUUUGUUGCUCCAACGGCAGAAAGAAUAAAAUGCCAGUGAGAUUGAGAACUCACCAGGAAAUACUGAAUCCAGCAUUUGGAGCUGAACACACACCACUUGAUGGACCUCUAUGUUCAACUUCUGCAUAAUGAAGUCUGACAAUAACUGGAUUGAUGUUAGAUUUUUUUUUUUUUUUUUUUUUGUCAAAUUGUCUUCAGAUCAUCCUUAUUUUUAAUGCUUUGUAUGUGAAAAAACAAAAUAAAGUCAAUUAUCCCAUUGUUA